This is a messenger RNA of Alosa alosa (allis shad), 610 nucleotides long. RefSeq names its product glial cell derived neurotrophic factor b (gene gdnfb). Gene Ontology annotation, molecular function: growth factor activity; receptor tyrosine kinase binding; glial cell-derived neurotrophic factor receptor binding. Lineage: Eukaryota; Metazoa; Chordata; Actinopteri; Clupeiformes; Clupeidae. The coding region runs from base 47 to 610 and encodes 187 amino acids. The record is from RefSeq and is a predicted model, not a curated record. Gene Ontology annotation, biological process: peripheral nervous system development; negative regulation of neuron apoptotic process; positive regulation of branching involved in ureteric bud morphogenesis. The transcript has 2 exons.
CUCACAGAGGAGGCUGGAUACAUCCUCAGCAUCUGAGUCAAGAAGUAUGACGGACAACAGACAACAAAAAUCACCAUUCAAAGACGAUAUGAUAACCCAGAGCCCCCAGCAGCUAGAGGAUGUUCUGGACUUCAUCAAGAGCACUAUCAGUAGACUGAGGAGAUCAGCCGAGCAGGGCACAAACUUGGCACUGAUGGAGAAGCGGCCGAGGAGGAGGGCACAGGCAGGAGGGAGGAGAGGGCAGAGUGGGGGCACGUGGGCAUCAGGUCAGGGCGGCGGCGGCGGCAGGCGUCGAGGGAAGGGAGGCAGCGGCCAGGCUCAUGGCUGCAAGCUGAGGCAGAUCCAGCUGAACGUGUCCGACCUGGGGCUGGGCUACCAGACCAGAGAGGAGAUGAUCUUCAGGUACUGCAGCGGGCCCUGCACCAACUCCGAGACCAACUACGACAAGAUCCUCAACAACCUCACGCAAAACAGGAAGCUGCUGCGGGACAGCCCGCCACACGCCUGCUGCCGUCCAAUUGCAUUUGAUGAUGACCUGUCAUUUCUGGAUGAUAACUUGAUAUACCACACCAUGAAGAAGCACUCGGCCAGAAAGUGUGGCUGUGUCUGA